UCGUUUGCACGUAGUAUUUUUGAAUAAUCUGAUACAUUAUGGCUGAUAAAAAGUCCGGUCCGAGUGGCCCUGGAGGCGGCGGUGGCGGAGGCGGAGGCGGCGGCGGUGGUGGUGGUGGCGAUAACAAGGAAAAGCGCCGAAAGGAAUCGAUCUUGGAUCUGAGCAAAUACCUCGAGAAAACCAUUAGGGUUAAAUUUUCCGGUGGUCGGGAAGCGGCUGGCGUUCUGAAAGGAUAUGACCCUCUGCUCAAUCUGGUGCUGGACAAUACGGUGGAAUUCCUACGAGAUCCGGACGACUACAAACUGGCGGAAGAGACGCGACAUCUCGGCUUGGUGGUGUGCCGGGGGACGUCGGUGGUGCUAAUCUGUCCCCAGGAGGGUAUGGAGUCCAUUCAGAAUCCUUUCAUCACGCAGGAAGGUUGAGGUGGGUGGAAUGUACAUUCUAAUCUUUUGGGAUUUCUCAUGAAGAAGCAAAAUCGGGGUCAUUCGUUUCACUGUUAAUUUAUUUUGUUCUUCCAAGAUCACGAAUCCAGAUUCGAUGGUUAACAGUAGAUUUUCGGUUUGUACAAUUUUCAACAUCAAUGUUCAUUCAAAUAAUAAAUUGCAUUUCUUUUUUUUUUCGCCGAAUAAUUCUAGAAAGCUUUGUUUGCUACUGUUUCCCAUCAGCAUUUUGCGUUCUUUUUGGCACCUAAAAAGUAAGUCUUACAACAAAACCUAAAGUACGUUCUAUAAAUUAAAUAUUGCAACAAAUAAAUUUAACAACAAUAAACUUAAA
This is a messenger RNA of Ochlerotatus camptorhynchus, 774 nucleotides long. It is a transcript of the gene LSm7, whose product is annotated as U6 snRNA-associated Sm-like protein LSm7. The record is from RefSeq and is a predicted model, not a curated record. Bases 39 to 422 code for a protein of 127 amino acids. Gene Ontology annotation, cellular component: Lsm1-7-Pat1 complex; U2-type prespliceosome; U6 snRNP. The transcript is spliced from 2 exons. Gene Ontology annotation, biological process: mRNA splicing, via spliceosome; nuclear-transcribed mRNA catabolic process. Lineage: Eukaryota; Metazoa; Arthropoda; Insecta; Diptera; Culicidae. Gene Ontology annotation, molecular function: RNA binding.